UAUACAAUACAACAAGGAAGAGUCACACACAGACACCCACACCUCUCCCACCAUUUCACCUUCCCUUUGCCUUUCUUUUUUUUUGUUUUUGUUUUUUUUCUUCUCUUUUUUCUACACCCAUUUGUGAGAUUCUUGCACUGCUCCUUUCUCUUCCACUGGAUUGUACAGAUUCCCAAUUAAUAACCCUUUUAAUCUCUUCACUUUUGAUUGAUUUUGGGCUUUUUCUGCUUUGAUUUUGCUCUUCUCUUCUUCUUCUCCUGUUUUCAUUCAUCUUUGUUGGGGUUUUUCAUACUUUUUUAGGCAAAACUCUUCUGGGUCUUUGAGCUAUUGCUUGUUUCUGCAAAUUCCCUUUUCUGGGUUGUUUGCAGAAGAGGGUUUUGUGCCCUGUAGCCUUGCGUUCAUAUCAAAGCUUGAAGAACAAACCAAUCAUUUUUUUUUUCCAUUUUUGUGUAAUUUUUGUGAAUAUUUUUGUUUUUUACCCAAUUUUUCUUUUGUAAUUUGCUUUAUCUUGUGGAGAAAUUUGUAAAAGGAAGAGAAGGAGAUGGGCAAGCAAGGGCCUUGCUAUCACUGUGGAGUUACAAGCACACCACUCUGGCGCAAUGGGCCUCCCGAUAAGCCAGUAUUGUGCAACGCAUGUGGAUCUCGAUGGAGGACGAAGGGAAGUCUUGCAAACUAUACUCCUCUUCAUGCUCGGGCAGAUCCUGAUGAGUACGAUGAUAAAAGACUCUCUAGGUUGAAGAACUCGUCCGUGUAUAAGAACAAAGAAGUGAAACUGCUUAAAAGAAAGCACUAUCAAGAUCAUGGAGUUGUGGUUGGGGUUAUCCCUGAUCAUGCUCAGAGCUUCCACAAGGCAGUGGAUGAAGAUACAAGUAAUAGAUCAAGUUCUGGAUCAGCCAUAUCGAAUUCCGAGAGCUGUGCACAAUUCGGUGGCGCCGAUGGAAGUGAUCUGACAGGUCCCUCACAGUCGACAGCUUGGGAGUCGAUGGUGCCUUCGAGAAAGAGGACCUGUGUUGAUCGUCCGAAGUCUACUGCAGUCGAGAAACUCACUAAAGAUCUAUACACCAUUUUACGUGAACAGCAGUCGUAUUUCUCUGGAUCUUCUGAGGAGGAUUUGCUUUUCGAGAGUGAAACUCCAAUGGUCUCCGUAGAGAUAGGUCAUGGAAGCAUUCUCAUGAGGCAUCCAAGUUCCAUUGCUCGAGAAGAGGAGUCGGAAGCAAGCUCAAUUUCAGUUGAUCAUAAACAUUUCUCUGUAAACGAGGCUUAUUCAGAGUCGUCCAUCGUUCCUUCUACUCUUGGAAUCGGGAGAAAGCACUCUAACGGACAGGCGUUCUUGCAGGAGCAAAUCAAAAAGGACAGGCCUCAGUCGGAGAAAGUGCAAGCGCUUGGGAAUCAUAAUUCGCCUCUCUGUAAUAUCGAUCUAACUAUCAUUCUAAACUUCAGAGAGUUUACGAAGCAAUUGACGAGUGGAGAUCAACGAGAAUUAAUGAAGUAUUUACCUUCUGUUGAUACUGAAGAGCUUCCAGACAGCUUGAAUAGCAUGUUUGAAAGCCCCCAAUUCAAGGAGAAUUUGAAUUCAUUUAAGCAGCUGCUCACUGAAGGAGUCUUCGAUUUCUCCUUUCCGGGUGCGAAACGAGAAGACUGCAAGAUGUUGAGUCGACUCGUGUUGUGGGAUUUGUCUAAAUCAAAAUGGGUGGAACAAUACGAUCGACUUAAGGUACGAUCUUAUCUUACGGGGAAUCAUGGUGAUCUUGUGAUUGACAACGUUUUUUAUGGGCUGCAGAAAUGUUCUACUAGCUUUGUGGAUGACAAGAGAUUGCUUGAUGGUCAAAACAAAAAGUUUUCAGAAACGAGGAUUACAAUGACGAGUCCGAGAAGGGUGACGACGAAGACUAGUGUAGAAAGCAAGGAACUCGUUGACGACAGUUUUUGCUUUAGUCCAAGAAGUUUAUUUGCUUUGCCAUCUGAUGGAAGUUCCUUCACAUUGGAAUCUCUACAUUUUGAUGAGGAUAGUUUUGACCAGGAUCUCUUGCUCGAUGUGAGGUCGAACAGCUCGUUCCCACAAGCGGAACUCCUGAGUUUUGGUGGUGAACAAGCAAGCAAUAGUAGUAGUUCGAUAAAUCUACGACUUAUGCAUCGUUGAAUACUAAAGUUUUAUAACUUAAAAAAGCGUAUUUCUUUUCUUGCUUGAUGAAGCUGGAAAUGAGAACCGUCUCGAUAUGGGUUAUGGUUGA
This is a messenger RNA of Cucurbita pepo subsp. pepo (vegetable marrow), 2231 nucleotides long. The record is from RefSeq and is a predicted model, not a curated record. NCBI's taxonomy places the organism in Eukaryota, Viridiplantae, Streptophyta, Magnoliopsida, Cucurbitales, Cucurbitaceae.